This is a messenger RNA of Cornus florida, 2616 nucleotides long. RefSeq names its product disease resistance protein RPP2B-like. Bases 1 to 2196 code for a protein of 731 amino acids. The transcript has 5 exons. NCBI's taxonomy places the organism in Eukaryota, Viridiplantae, Streptophyta, Magnoliopsida, Cornales, Cornaceae. The record is from RefSeq and is a predicted model, not a curated record.
AUGGAUCAAGAUCUGUCAAUCAAAAUACUAGAUGCCUGUGGUUUCUUCCCAGAAUCUGGAAUUGGGGUUCUAUCUCGUCGUUGUCUAGUAAGAAUUGAUGGGCAUAACCGGCUGAUGAUGCAUGAUAUGAUUCAAGCCAUGGGUAGAGAUAUUGUCCGCCAAGAAUCCCCUCAAGAGCCUGACGAACGUAGUAGAUUGUGGUAUCGUGAGGACAUUCUCGGUGUACUGAGGAAUAACACACAAUUUGUCAUUGUCUUCAUAGAUGACAUUUUGAUUUACUCGAGGUCAGAGGACGAUCAUGCUAGACAUCUUCGGAUAGUCUUACAGACGUUUCGUGAGCAUCAGUUGUAUGCCAAGUUUGAGAAGUGUGAAUUUUGGCAGCGGGAAGUGAAAUUUCUGGGUCACGUGGUGUCAGAAAGGGGAAUAGCGGUGGAUCCAGCCAAGGUUUCAGCGGUGGUUGAGUGGGGACAGCCUACAUCACCUACCGAGAUUCGGAGUUUUCUCGGUUUGGCAGGUUAUUAUAGAAGGUUCAUCCAGGGGUUCUCAAAGAUAGCGGGACCACUCACUCAUCUGACUAAGAAGGGUGUACGGUUCGUGUGGGAUGAACAUUGUCAAAAAGCUUUUGAUGAACUGAAGACUAAGUUGACUUCUGCACCGGUUUUGUCUACCCCACAGAGCGGGAUUGAGUAUCUUGUCUACACAGAUGCUUCUUUGCAGGGUCUGGGAUGCGUCUUGAUGCAGGAGGAGCGACCAAUUUCAUAUGGAUCUCGGAAACUUAAGCCUCAUGAGCUUAAUUAUCCAACACAUGAUUUGGAGUUGGCAGCGGUGGUCUUUGCCUUACGUAUUUGGAGGCAUUAUCUGUUGGGUGAAUCCUUCAGAUUAUUUAGUGAUCACAAGAGUCUGCAGUACUUGUUCACUCAGCGAGAGCUGAAUAUGAGACAGCGCCGAUGGUUGGAGUUUGUGAAAGACUAUCAUUUCUCUAUCCAGUAUCAUCCAGGAAAAGCGAAUGUGGUGGCAGAUGCACUCAGUCGUCGACCUGUUGGUAGUCUUUCCACUCUGUUCAUUACUGAGUGGAAUGCGUUGAAGAGGGUGGAUGAAUUGUCGGAUACUUUCUUGGCUUGCAUGGUAGUUACACCUUCUAUCAUUCACAAAGUUUUGAAGGCACAACUCACGGAUCAGGGAACGAAAGCAAUUCAAGGCAUAGCCCUGAACUUGUCAGAAUCAGAGGAGCUACGACAAGUGAAUGCAAAGGCAUUCACAGAGAUGAAAAGGCUGAGACUGCUUCAUCUCAAUUAUGGCCACCUAAGUGGAAGCUGCAAACAUCUCUCCGGAAGACUAGUUUGGCUAUCUUGGAAAGGAUUUCCUUUAAAAUGUAUGCCAUCAACCUUAAUCAUGGAUAACAUGGUUGCCAUUGACUUGAGCUACAGCAGGCUCAAACAGGUGUGGAAAGAAUCUAAGGACUUGUCAGUUGGAGAUUGUCGUUCUUUGAGUUCAUUGCCUAGUUCUAUUGAAGGCUUAGCUUCUGUUAUUGAGCUUUGGUUAGAUGGGACAUCAAUCCUAAAUCUACCAGAUCAGAUUUGCAUCUUGAAAUCACUUGAUACGCUUAGUAUGAGGAAUUGCAGAUCACUUUGCUCAUUGCCAAAAUCAAUUGGAAGCAUUGUGACUCUUACUACAUUGAUUAUCGUGAAUGCUGCCAUAACUGAGUUGCCGGAAUCGAUAGGAAUGUUGGAAAAUCUUGGAAUAUUAAAUUUGAACAAAUGUAAGAAGCUCUGUAAACUGCCAGCUUCCAUUGGGGAAUUAAAGUCUUUGCACCACUUGUAUAUGGUGGAAACUGCAGUGAGAGAUUUUCCCGAAAAUUUUGGGAUGCUCACGAGCUUAGUGGAAUUGAAAAUGGCAAAGAAACCUUAUCAAGAAGUGCCUCAGAAUGCUGAAAACAGAGAGCUUGUUGUGCUUCCAUCUACUUUCUCAAAUCUCUCCGGGUUAAUAGAGUUGGACGCUCGUGGUUGGAAAUUAUCUGGCAAAAUACCUGAUGAUUUUGAGAAAUUGUCAUCUUUAGAGAUUUUAAAUCUGGGUCACAAUGAUUUUUCUAGUCUUCCAUCUAGUAUGAGGGGACUCUCCCCUCUCAAAAAUCUUUUCCUUCCCCACUGUAAGGAGCUCAAAUUUCUCCCCCUCUUCCGUCGAGUUUGGUGGAGAUAAAUGCUGCAAAUUGUACAGCACUUGAAGGAAUAUCAAAUCUGUCAAGUUUGGAGAGUUUACAAGAGCUGUACCUUACAAACUGUGAAAAAUUAGUGGAUGUUCCAGGCCUCGAAUCCUUUAAGUCCUUGAGAAGGUUGGGCAUGAGUGGUUGUAGUUCAUGCUCUUCAGCGUUGAAGGGAAAAUUUGAUAAGGUUGCUUUGAAGAAGUUCUACAACUUGAGCUUUCCUGGAAGCACGAUCCCAGAUUGGUUUACUCAAGGAGUGGCUCGUUUUUCAACGCGAAAAAACCGUGUGAUUAGAAGUGUGAUUAUAUGUGUUGUUGUCUCUCGCAACCAUCAAACACCAAAUGAUUUAAGAGUCCAGCUCCCUGUAAUACCAGAUGUUAUGGUGAAGAUUCUGAGACUGAAUGAACCAGUAUACA